This is a messenger RNA of Chelonus insularis, 1954 nucleotides long. Its product is annotated as dnaJ homolog subfamily C member 21. Gene Ontology annotation, molecular function: zinc ion binding; nucleic acid binding. The transcript has a single exon. NCBI's taxonomy places the organism in Eukaryota, Metazoa, Arthropoda, Insecta, Hymenoptera, Braconidae. Gene Ontology annotation, cellular component: cytoplasm. The coding region runs from base 83 to 1876 and encodes 597 amino acids. The record is from RefSeq and is a predicted model, not a curated record.
UCACGGUAAUUGGUUUCUAUUACUUAAUAAUACGUGUAUUGUUGAAGCUAUAUUGUUAUAAUUAGUACAUUACUCAAUCACAAUGUUAUGUUAUUACGAAGUUUUGAAAGUACCACGAGAUGCCAAUGAUGAUGAAUUAAAAAAAGCAUACAGAAAAUUAGCAUUAAAAUGGCAUCCUGAUAAAAAUCCUGAUAAUCCUACAGUAGCUAAAGAGCAAUUUCAAUUAGUUCAACAAGCUUAUGAAGUACUCAGUGACCCACACGAACGUAAAUGGUACGACAAUCAUCGAGAAGCUAUCUUAAAGGGUGGCAGUGGUGCAGAUUACAAAGAUGAUCUGAUUGAUCUGUUCCCAUAUUUUUCUACAAACUGUUUCAAAGGUUACGGGGAUGAUGAAAAUGGAUUUUAUACCGUUUAUAGAAAUGUAUUUGAAAAAAUUGCUGCUGAAGAUUUGGAAUUUAUUGACGAUGAUGAAACAACUAUUGAUAAUAUUCCAAAUUUUGGAAAUUCUCAAAGUUCCUAUGAAGAAGUAGUACAUCCGUUUUAUUCUUAUUGGCAAAGUUAUUCAACCAAAGUGUCAUUUGUUUGGCUUGAACCUAUUGAUACACGUAAUAUUCCGAAUAGAAAAGUUGUACGUUUAGCAGAAAAGCAAAAUAAAAAAGUUUGUGAUAAAGCUAAAAAAGAAAGAAAUGAACAAGUUAGAAAUUUAGUAUCAUUUGUUCGAAAAAGAGACAAACGAGUUCAAUUACAUGCUCAGAAACUUGCAGAAAGGGCUAAAUUAAAUACUCAAAAGGUUCAAGAACUGCGAAUGAAACAACUUGAAGAGAAGAGGAAAAAAAUAAUGGAAUAUAAAGUGUCAGAUCAGUACCAAUAUUCUGACGCUGAAUCAGAAUUGAAAAAUAUUGAAGCUAAUUUAGCAGCAGAAUUCGGAGAAUCAUUGUCUGAAAAUGAAUGUUCAGAUGAAGAAAAUGAUGAAAAUAUUCAAUCAAAUGGACUUUACUGCAUAGCAUGCAGUAAACAUUUCAAAAAACCUCAAGCAUUUGCAAAUCAUGAAAAUUCAAAAAAUCAUAAAAAAAAUUUCGCCAAAAUGAAAAAUACUAUAAUGAAAGAAGAAGAAAUUAUUAACUCAAAUAAAAAUAGUACCAGUCAAGUUACUGAUCCGAAAAAAGAAGAGGAAUAUCUUUUUCCUGAACCAGUAAAUGCAGAACUUAUUAAUGAUAACAAUGAUGAUAGCAAUGUAUCUGAGGGCGAGUUAUUAUCUGAUGAUGAUGAUAACGAUAACGAUGUACUUCACAUAAAAAAAGAUGAAUUUAGUACCAAAUCGAAUGAUGAAUAUAUUUUUCCGCAACCUUUAGAGAAUCAAUCUGAUUAUGAUGAUGAUGUUUCAGAAGGAGAAUUAAUAUCAGACAACAGUGAUAAAGAAAUACUGGAAGAAACUUCAAAAUUAAAGAAAAAGAAGAAAAAAAAAAGGACAAUUAAUAAAAAUCCUAUUUGCAAUGAUUUCGAUGAAAAUCAAGACAUCGAACAACUUGAUGAUGCUUUGAGCCAUUCUUCUAGAUUAAAACAACGACGAAGAAAAAAAUACCAAGAAAUGGCUGCUAAAAAGGGUGUAGAGAAAAGUGAACCUGAUAUAAAAGAGAAUAAUGAUGUAAAUUCUGAGAAUGAAAAAAAAUGCCAAAAGAAUAAUGUAAAUACUAACGAUGUGGAUGAUACUGAACAUAUUUGUGUAACUUGUAAAGCCAAAUUUCCAAGUAAAAAUAAGCUUUUCGAACAUUUAAGAAAAUUGAAUCAUGCAAUGUACCUACCAAACGUUGCAAAUUCUAGUAAGAAAAAAUCUAAAAAAAAAUCUAAAAAGUCAUCUGACAUCAAUGACGAAUAGAUAGAAUUUCAAUAAGUUAUUAAUAAUGUAUUAUAAGAAGUCUAGAUAUAAAUAAAGAAAAUUAAAUUUUCAUUUUAA